CAAAACACCCCCAACAGAUGGCCAUCCAGAUCCUUUUUAAAAACCUCCAAAUUAAAAAAAGAAAAUCAAAGCACAGCACAUACAUUCUUCAGCUCUGGCUUGCUGUCAUUCAUUAACAAAAUCCACUUGUGAGGAUUCUAGGGCGUUACUUAUAAACAAGUAAGAAAAACCAGGUGUACCCAGUCACAUAGCAUAAGGGGGUUCUACUUUAGAGCAAAAGGGACAUGCAGAUGUGGCCAUUUGUCUACUUUAAAAAGGACAGUCCUCCAUUUGAAGGUGUCCUCUAUUUCAAGGGCUGUUGGGUCCAAGUCUGGUUUAAAGAUGAAGAAACAUAAGAAGGGUCCUUGAAGUUGCCCAUGAAGAAUUGGCACCUGGACAGCUGAAUGGGGAGCAACCAAACACGUCCCCUGGUCACAACUUUCCACAGUAAGAACCUGGUACCAGAAGUGAAUGCAGCUGGAAAUAAAAUACCUACGGAGAACUUUAUGGAGAGAGAGUGUAUAAGAAGUACUCAGGAUGCAUCACUGUUGUUUAGAGGAGAGAAACUGGUAGGAGAGGACUAGGAAUCAAAAGAACCAGAUUGAAAAUGAAUGUUAUUCAAGAAAAAGUGUUCCUUCUGUGUGCAGGUGGUUUCUGUGGCAUAACACCAAAAGGAGGAUCUGUUCUGGCUGGUGUGUAUAUGAUUCUGAUGACAAAUAUGUAUCUUAUCUUUGAGAUUGGGCACCUAAACGCAUCUUUAUUGGUAUUGCAGAAGUUCGAGGCAGGACAGUUUGCUAGCAUAAUUUGGAAUAUUCCAUAUUACUAUUAUGUAGCAAUUGCCUUAGCCUUUAUAUCGUAUCCAAUAUGUAUAUACUUUCUCUAUUCUAUCCGGAAGCGAGACACAGUGGGACUAUUUAUUUACCUUACUUGGAUAGUCUUUUAUGAUGUAGCCAACUGCGUCAUUGUAGUGUUGACUAGCAGGGCUGCAAAGAGAGCUAAUUUUGCCAUCAGUCCUUUGGAAUGGUUUGGAUUGGCCACUAGGAUCCCCCUCGACUGCGUUUGGCUUUCUUUUAUUGUAGCUUACGCUAUGAUUAUUAUUGAAGGCAGAAGAACAGGGCGGAUGUCACUGAGGACAAGGAGGAUAUCAAAACAUGUGACAGAACCUCCCAAGUUUAGAUUGGGCGUCAAUACUAGGAGAAUCCAAUGAGUGGUCAGAUUAUCUUUUUGUGCAUUUUCUGGACACUGUACCUGUACAACUUGGGAGACACAAAGAAAUGUAUAACCCAUCAACCAUGUACUGUAUUGCCAUGAACUGUUUGCCUGAUUAGCCUCUUUGAUAUUUCUGCAUCCUGGAACUGCAGAAACAGGGAUUGUCAAGUACAUGGCAAGACACAGUACACAGCUAGUUGGAAUUGUUUGUUUCAUGAGCUCAAACUGAAAGACUAAUGUGUGCAUUUUUGAAUGCUGAGUGUUCUGUUAAGUGGUUUAACUAGUUUUUUUUAAUUACCUUAUCAAAUUGACCUGAUGAUAUUAAUAGAUGUAAUUUUCUGUCCAUUGUAUUUGGGGUUAUUUUAUCUCAGUUUCCUGUUUUACAUCAUUGAAUGUGGUGAAAUGAGAAUUGUGACCCUACAAUAUGGGGGCAGGAUGAUGGUUAUGUUUCUAGCCAAUAAUCACAAUUAUGUACCCUUGGAAAUCUGGAUUAUAUAUUGUGGUGGAGAAAUGUCGAGCCUCCAAUAAUGUAUAAAGCAUUGGGAGAUAUGUAUCUAUGCAUGUAUGUAUUAAAUAACACAGUGGGAAUC
Sceloporus undulatus (fence lizard) is the source of this 1778-nucleotide messenger RNA. It is a transcript of the gene TMEM217, whose product is annotated as transmembrane protein 217. The record is from RefSeq and is a predicted model, not a curated record. The transcript is spliced from 4 exons. Bases 587 to 1186 code for a protein of 199 amino acids. NCBI's taxonomy places the organism in Eukaryota, Metazoa, Chordata, Lepidosauria, Squamata, Phrynosomatidae.